Colletotrichum navitas is the source of this 658-nucleotide messenger RNA. RefSeq lists its product as uncharacterized. The record is from RefSeq and is a predicted model, not a curated record. The coding region runs from base 102 to 518 and encodes 138 amino acids. The transcript has a single exon. Lineage: Eukaryota; Fungi; Ascomycota; Sordariomycetes; Glomerellales; Glomerellaceae.
GUGAUUGUAUGUAAUCUUUCCAUGGAGAUAUCCCCUAGCUCAUCAAAUUCGCCCUCGCUCAUGGCAGGAAAAGAACACUGGAAUCUGUCAACCAGCACCGCAUGCCCAUCUCCACUCUCUUCCUGUCCUGUCCGGUACAGGGCAAAACAGGCUGGGUCUUCUUUAUCAGUUUCGUGGGGUUGUGUGUGUGCCUCCCGUUGACCGGGUGCUUCCUUUGUUCCCCCCCCCUGCUUGGUAGGGACCCUCUAGUCUUUCUUUGUUUGUUCUUGUCCUUCUUCUUUUUCUUUUCGAGCGUUGUCUAUCUUACUGGCGGCUGUACAAAGGUUUCCACUUCCGCCGAGCUACAUUAUCUGUGGGGGCCAGGUCCGUCUCGGGAUCCUAAACUCUCUCUCUCUCUCUAUCUUUCUUGUCCACGCCUUGGGGGGGGGGGGUCGAAACCCAAAGUGACGGCCCUUAUCCCUUACGAUGACCGUGGCAAGGUCUGUCGGUGUACAAAACACGCAGGCGGGCGUGGAUGACUGGGUUGAGAGUGACGCUUGCCAAAUACCUACGUUAGAGGAGCAUGAGAAAGAGAGGGCGCUAUUGAAUAAAGUAUAUGCUUAACAGUCCAAUUUUGGGGCUCCGGCAACUAGGCAGACAGAUCAUAUAGGCGGCCCCA